Pongo pygmaeus (Bornean orangutan) is the source of this 1624-nucleotide messenger RNA. RefSeq names its product pleckstrin homology like domain family A member 3 (gene PHLDA3). The coding region runs from base 399 to 782 and encodes 127 amino acids. Lineage: Eukaryota; Metazoa; Chordata; Mammalia; Primates; Hominidae. Gene Ontology annotation, cellular component: plasma membrane. The record is from RefSeq and is a predicted model, not a curated record. Gene Ontology annotation, molecular function: phosphatidylinositol phosphate binding. The transcript has 3 exons. Gene Ontology annotation, biological process: negative regulation of phosphatidylinositol 3-kinase/protein kinase B signal transduction; positive regulation of apoptotic process; intrinsic apoptotic signaling pathway in response to DNA damage by p53 class mediator.
GAGCGGCGGAACAUGUAAGGGCACAUCCCGCGAGCUGCCGCCCAGCGCGCAGACAGAGCCCAGGGGAGCAAGAGAACGGGCGGGCGGCGGGGCUCACGGGCUAGGGAGGCGCGGAGGCAUCCGGCAGAGGCGGGUCGGGCUGGGCCAGCUGGGGUAGAGCGGCGGAGCGGGUGCCGGCUGAAGCGGGGCGGUGGGCGCGGAGCGCGCUGGGGGCACCGACACCACCUCACCGGCAGCUGGGUGCUGAGGGCCGCGGUGUGGGCGCGCGGAGCAGUCAGGGCGCAGGUGGGCAGCGCGCACGGCCUGCCAGCCCGGGCCGCCAGAAUCCUGCGCUGCGGGGCCGAGAGGGGCGCCGCGCCCGCCGCAGCCUGGAGCUUUCCGCGAACCUCGGGGCGCCCAUGACGGCGGCAGCGACGGCUACCGUGCUCAAGGAGGGCGUGCUGGAGAAGCGCAGCGGCGGGCUGCUGCAGCUGUGGAAGCGGAAGCGCUGCGUGCUCACCGAGCGCGGGCUGCAGCUCUUCGAGGCCAAGGGCACGGGCGGCCGGCCCAAGGAGCUCAGCUUCGCCCGCAUCAAGGCCGUGGAGUGCGUGGAGAGCACCGGGCGCCACAUCUACUUCACGCUAGUGACCGAAGGGGGCGGCGAGAUCGACUUCCGCUGCCCCCUGGAAGAUCCCGGCUGGAACGCCCAGAUCACCCUAGGCCUGGUCAAGUUCAAAAACCAGCAGGCCAUCCAGACAGUGCGGGCCCGGCAGAGCCUCGGGACCGGGACCCUCGUGUCCUAAACCACCGGGCGCACCAUCUUUCCUUCAUGCUACCCACCACCUCCGUGCUGAGGUCAAGGCAGAUUUGGGGUUUCCCCACGUUGCCUCUGCUGGUUUCAAACUCCUGAGCUCAAGCAAUCUGCCCACCUUGGCCUCCCAAAGUGCUAGGAUUACAGCUUCGUUGUUCCCUCUGGCUUGUGGGGGCAUUGCUGUGUUCCAUGUGGCAAGGUGGAAGGCAUGGACGUGUGGAGGAGGCGCUGGAGCUGAAGGAAUGGACGGGCCCUGGGAGGAGGGCAGAAGGCUACGCAGGGCUGAGGAUGAAGAUUCAGCCCCUGGAUGGUCCCAGACUCUCAGGACAUGCCCAGCUCAGGGGCUUCAAGCCACAGGCCUGGCCUCAUAUGGCAUGAGGGGGAGCUGGCAUCAGAGCCCCCUCCCUGCUGUGGUCCUGCCCUCUGUCCUGCAGACUGCUCUUAGCCCCCUGGCUUUGUGCCAGGCCUGGAAGAGGGCAGUCCCCCAUGGGGUGCCGAGCCAAUGCCUCAGGAAUCAGGAGGCCAGCCUGGUACCAAAAGGAGUACCCAGGGCCUGGCACCCACGCCCACUCCAGAAUGGCCUCUGGACUCACCUUGAGAAGGGGGAGCUGCUGGGCCUAAAGCCCACUCCUGGGGGUCUCCUGCUGCUUAGGUCCUUUUGGGACCCCCACCCAUCCAGGCCCUUUCUUUGCACACUUCUUCCCCCACCUCUACGCAUCUUCCCCCCACUGCGGUGUUCGGCCUGGAGGUGGUGGGGGUGAGGGGGGAUUUGGCCAUUAGCAUUUCAUGUCUUUCCCCAAAUGAAGAUGCCCUGCAAAGGGCAGUAACUACACA